Messenger RNA from Limulus polyphemus (Atlantic horseshoe crab), 594 nucleotides. RefSeq lists its product as uncharacterized. The transcript is spliced from 5 exons. Lineage: Eukaryota; Metazoa; Arthropoda; Merostomata; Xiphosura; Limulidae. The record is from RefSeq and is a predicted model, not a curated record. The coding region runs from base 1 to 594 and encodes 197 amino acids.
AUGUAUAUUGAUGAACGAAAACAAGCGGCGAUAGGCGAACGAUGCACUAACGAUUUAGAUUGUGCGACUUCUAAAACAACGUGUGUUGAGAAACGUUGUCAGUGCGUCGCUAAGUAUCCUGUUCUUGUGAAAGUUCGUUCCGAGUUGAAGUGCCUCGAAGACAAAGACUACGGCGAGAAAUGUUUUAACAGUCUACAGUGUAAUUACACCUCCCCAACCACAGAGUGUAGAGACAGUAGGUGUCGCUGCAGGCCUCACCACGAUCUUGUCGAAGACGAUUACGGAAUUCGUAUCUGCUACAGAAGAGCCAAUCCAGGGGAACCCUGCCAGAAUGACGUGCAGUGUGAGUGGAUGUCGGGUGGUGAUACAUCUUUAACGUGUGUGACUGGAAAGUGUGCUUGUUCUAACAGUCACGUGUUCGUUCAAGACUCCUAUCUCAUUCCUGGAUGUUACAAGAAAGCGUCAUUGUUUGAAAACUGUGAAGUGGAUGAACAGUGUACGACAAGUGGCGCCUUCUGUUCGACGAAUGGCAAGUGUAUGUGCGAAUAUGGAUACCGCUACCGAAAGCAAGAAGGUUGCGUUCAAAGUAUGUAG